Molecule: messenger RNA, 826 nt
Organism: Solanum lycopersicum (tomato)
Lineage: Eukaryota; Viridiplantae; Streptophyta; Magnoliopsida; Solanales; Solanaceae
Product: acyl carrier protein 3, mitochondrial
Biological process (GO): fatty acid biosynthetic process
Cellular component (GO): mitochondrion
Molecular function (GO): acyl carrier activity; acyl binding
Source: RefSeq, a predicted model, not a curated record
AUUUUUAUAUUAUUCGCUAUUAUUUUGAUAGAGGGUUAUGUACUUGAGGCCCAUAUUUUUUAUUAUCCAGGCCCAGAACUAUCACUGCAAAUUUAUCUCUUUGAGGCAAUUCAUCAAACAGAUAGUAAUCUUAAGCAAACAGUCCAUAAAGAAUCAGAGAAUCUAAGAAAACAAAGUAAAAUUGGUUCAAAAUGCAAAGCUUGAGAUCAUCUAUUCUGAAGUAUGUACAGGUUAAGGUCCCAAAACAAGUAUUAUCAUCUCAAGUUGAAGGCCGGAGUGCGUUAAAUAUUCUCAAUUUGCAAAUACGCACCUGUAGCAAUUCUGGUUCCACCGAUCAGGAUCAGAUAAAGGAACAAGUGCUUAACCUGGUGAAGAAAUUUGACAAGAUUGAUGCAACCAAGGUCACUGAGAGUGCUGAUUUCCAGAAGGACUUGAGCCUAGACAGCUUAGAUAGAGUGGAACUUGUCAUGGCUUUUGAACAAGAAUUCUCGAUUGAGAUACCUGACGAAGAGGCAGACAAGCUUAAAUGUUGUGCCGAUGUUGCUCAGUAUAUCAUUUCUGGAGCUGAGAAGAAAGCUCAGGAGAGCUCCUAGAGUAACUUAUUAGUUAUCUCAAGGAGAGGAUGUCACGUCAUCAGAAUAGACAAAGGUUUUUUUGGAACAUUCUCCUAGAUAGUGUUUCUUUUGUCUGAUAAGCUGUUGAAUCCCAGGAUCACAUCGUCCUUUAACUUCUUUAAGCGCAUCUUUUAGUUUUUCGUGGAUCUGUGUGAAUGAUUGCUACAUUUAUGCACCCCAGAUUUUAGUUAUUGAUUCUGCAGUGAAUACAA